AUGCAGGCUGUCGUCACCAAGAACAUGACAGUUAUAACGCAGCUGUGGUAUGAGAAGAGCAUGUCCAAAAACCUCAUGAACAAGAUGAAAACUGAAUUCGCCGAUGGGAAGAAUUUAACCAAUUCGGUGUAUGCGGGUCUGAUAGUGUUGUUUUUGCCGUUUGUGUACUCCGAUGAUUGGACGAGAUAUUUGACUUACGACGAAAUAUACAACAGCUCGGACUAUGCACAAAUACGUCACAGCAUGCCAUACAUACCACAAACCCAUAGUUUUAGCCAUAGAAAUAAUCAAAAUAAUCAUAGAAUAAUAGAAACCAAAGGCACAAUAGAGCAACAUAGAUUAAGAGGACCAAAUGAAUUGUCAAGCAAUCAACAACUUUUAGUAGGUUUUUCACAUGAUCCAUAUAGACAUUCUAUACCGGAAGUGGAUUAUGCAAAAGGAGUGAGGAAUAUAGACCCUAACCGGUACGCGAAUAAGAACGAUAAUCGCGGGAAGCGUGGUGUUCUCCACCUUUACAACAUGAUAUUCUGCGCGACCGGCUGCGAACCCUUGGCCUAUAAAGGCUACGGAUGCUAUUGCGGCUUCCUGGGCUCCGGCCGACCCACCGAUGGGAUUGACAAUUGCUGUCGCCUGCACGACGAGUGCUACGAGGACAUCUACUGUCCCUUCUUCACGGUCUACUUCCAGCCGUACUACUGGAAGUGCUACCACAACCAGCCUCUAUGCGCGCUAGAGAACUACCAGACCAGGCACCAGUUCGUCAACGGUUGCGCCGCGCGCCUCUGCGAGUGUGACAGACAGUUCGCGAUGUGCGUGAAGAAAUACUCGUGCCCGAGAGGCCGCGCCCUCUGCUACUCCUCACCGCUUAGACUGCUGCAGAAUCUGCUGAUGUUCAAA
Iphiclides podalirius (scarce swallowtail) is the source of this 897-nucleotide messenger RNA. The record is from the annotation of a GenBank genome assembly. Lineage: Eukaryota; Metazoa; Arthropoda; Insecta; Lepidoptera; Papilionidae.